GUUUUCUGAAAACUCAUAAGAAAAUGUUGUGGAAUGUUUUCACUUAUUUUAGAAAAACACGGUGUAUUUAGCUACACAUUCAAAAAAGAUUCGUAAAAGUAUUUUAUAAAGGUAGAAGCAUCACUUGCGUAUUAUUUAAGUUGACAAAAGAGUGGCCGUUCUAUUACAAUUCCACACCAAAAGGCCUAGCUAUGGCAGCAGUGCAAAGCAGACAAAACACUGCGACACCUGAAGCACUUCACAGUGAAACCUCAGAUAAUGGUUCUAAUCUAUCAGCCGCAGGUAUCCAUAAAGCUUCUUUAGGAAACAAUGUCUCCACAGAUUCUAGCCCAGAUGAUAUUGUAGAGACUGCAGUUGAUAGUGAUAAUGAUGAUCCAGAGACACCUAUUGAAGAGAUGUUUGUGUAUUCUCACCAUGGCAUAGAGCUACUGGAGACACUUUAUAACAUGGCUCGGGAGGGUCAGCACUGUGACGCUGCUCUGGUCAGCAAUGACUCUAUAGGUGCAUUCAUUCCUGUUCACAAGACCAUCAUAGUCGGAGUCAGUCCUGUCCUGAAAAAGAAGUUCACCACUGGAGUUAGAUCUGUUGUAGUUGAUUUUCCCUCAGACAUCAUCCGCAAACUUAUCAAAUUCUUCUAUGUUGGAGAGAUUAAUAUAAAUCUGGAUGAAUUUGAAAAAAUUGAGAAGGCAGCGUUUCAACUUGAUGUUGUUUCUCUUAAGGAGAUAUGUAAGAUGUUCCGGGAGAAACAUGGGAGUGAAAUACUCCAUCGGUCUCCAUUCGUGGACAGACAGCAAUCAGAGGAGGUCAACAGAGUCAUACCAGCAUCCGAUUCUCUUGUAAUGGACAUUGAUGACUCCACUGGAGGUCAUGUAAUCCCAGUGUUCUCAGCUGGGCAAAAACGAUCAGCCUCUAAUGAAGAAUCUGAUAUUGCAAAACGUUUAAAAUCAAAAAAAGAUUUAGUUGUGGCAGCAGUUAAUCAGGAUGAAAAUGUUAUUUACUUCUCAGAAUCAACAAAAGUUGCUACAGAAGAUCUACAAAAUGAUGACCCUCUCUUGUUUAAGUGCCUGUAUUGUAAGUAUUACUCAAAAGGGCCUUCAAGUCAAAAUAAUCUGAAAAAACACAUGCUACAUCAUCUCAAACCAGGGAAGUUCAAAUGUCCCGUUUGUUCAUUCUCAACUGACACAAAUGCCAGUUUAAGCCGACAUUUAGCUCAUCAUCAUACCAAAGAGGAUUGGGAUAGUCUCCCAUCUAAUACAGACUUCACAAAAAUGUACCCCGAAGCUGCCUCAACUAAGCCUCAGACGGCUUGGAUGACUGUACAGAACUAUUCAGGCCCAAGUAUGAGGACAAUGGUUUGUUCUAAUGCGUCUGAUGCAACCUCUGAUGAUAAAUCCCAGGAGAAAUACCUGCUACCUCCGGGGAAACAUAGAAUCAUGAUAGACAAUGAGGCGUAUCUCAUAGACAUUCCAGACUUUAAUGAAGAAUUUCAGGGAGAAAAUCAGAGGUUCUCAUUCCUUGUCCCAAAAGGUGUGAAUAAUGACACUGAACAAGAAGUGGUUAUCAUAUCAGCCAAAGACCAUGCGAAUGAUACAUCUAAAGGUUCCGGGGAUGGUAUUACCAUGGUUACUUCUCUCAAUAAUGUAGAACAGGGGGAAUCGGUUGAAAAAUCUGUUCAGGAAGUAUAAUGGUAAUUAAUUAUAUACAUAAAAUGUAAUAUUCGAUAUUUAAAUGAAAUAUAUGAGUAAUGCCAUGCCACAUCUAAGAUAUUUGUCAUACACUCCCACUUUCAGCUAAAGUGCUUUUUUGAGGGAAACAGCAUGCCAUGCUCUUGCACAGUACUGUCAUGGUCAUAGCCAGGCAUGAGGCAGAUGAGACAAUUGCCUCACAAAAAUUGUACAGAAAUAUGUCUUAUGAUUCAGAAUUUGUAUGAUCUAUGAGUCCAAUAGUAGUUAAAAUGUAAAGUGGAACACUUCUCAGAGUCCCAAAAACAACCGACUUAUGUU
Messenger RNA from Owenia fusiformis, 2003 nucleotides. NCBI's taxonomy places the organism in Eukaryota, Metazoa, Annelida, Polychaeta, Sabellida, Oweniidae. The record is from the annotation of a GenBank genome assembly.